AUUAAAUAUGAAAAAGUCGUUAACAGGUAUGAUUAUAAUUUUUCAUUGAUAAACAAGUUGAAAAUUAUUCUUGUUAGUUUCCAACAUUAUAUAGUACACGAUGCAUUAUUAUCACAUGUAUUAUAAUGAAAUAUAAAAUUUAUUUUACUUCCUGCCCGCUCGUAUUCCGUAUUAUUAUAAUUAGAAAGUAUAUUUUUUAGUUAACGUUUCAAUUAUUGCUAUUAUAGAAUAUAUCAUUUUUCGAUUGGACAAGAAUAUACCAUAGAUAAUUUUAUUUAAAGAAAUAUAGUAUACGUGAGGAUAAAUAUACAAAAUAUUACUCUUAUUUUUUAUUUAUAAAAAAUAAAUAAAUUUAUUGUCUUUCAAUGAGUUGAAAAUUACGUUAGAAAGAAAACGGAUAUAAGAUAUUAUAGGACGUUAUAUAUGCUAAUACCAUAUUAAUAACAUGAAAAAGGCGCGAAAGGACUUCUCAAUAAUGACCUUUAUUAGAGAUUUGUACAAUUAAUCGUUACAAAGAGUUAUUCAUAAAAAACAAAUCGUUUCAGACGUGACGUAAUACGCGGGUAUUUUUGCUAUCGACGAGUGCGCGUGGAUAUUUCUUGUAGUAAAUACUUUCGAUAUUUUUGAUUACGUAUUUUACUUUGUAACGUUUGUGCAAUCGAAUAACUUGUAUGAGAAUUGUUAACAUAAAUUUGACUGUUUUGUGGUUGCACUUUCAGUGUUUACUUCCUUGGCCGUCGGAUUUUUGUUACUCGUCAAUUGUUUGCGAAGCUGUUCAAAGAGCCGCCACAAUUAUACACGUGCGCGAAAGAACCUGCUUGAUUAUUCAUCUAUUAAGAAUAAAUUUGUAUAUUUGAAGUGUUUGAAAUCACUUUAAGAUAGUUUUAUACAAGACAGUUUAUACAAUUAAUAAAGAUUCAUUAUAGCAUACAUUAGAGCAAAAGUAUUAUCAGAGAGACAAAUUAAUUAUUGAAAAUGUGGUUAUUAACAAGUCCUACUGGAGAGCUCAUAUAUUUAAAGCCAGAUAUGCUUGUAUCGAUAGGUAGAAAGAAAGGUGAUAUUAUUCUAUCACAUGACACUUCGAUUAGUAAAUUUCAUGCUUCUAUUAUAGUUAACUCUCAAACAAAAUUUGUGGUGGGUCAACCUACAUCUACAUGCAUACUCAAAGACGAAGGAUCUAAAUACGGAACUUUUAUUUUAAGAAAUCAAAAGUUUAAAAAGGUGAUAACAGAUAUCAAUUUAAAAGAUCAAGAUUUAAUAAGAAUUGGCCUACAAGAAGAAAUAUUUAUUGUCUCGUAUAUACCUAUAAUUACAUCAACAUCUGGAUUGCCAGAUAGCGCAAAAGGUCAACUUCAUAAAAUUAUGGAUGAUAUUGAUGGUAUUAUCACAGAUUGUUGGGAAAAGUUUUGUACACAUUUAACAGUAUUAAAACCAAAAUUGACAGAGAAGGUAGCUGUAUCAUUAGCAGCUGGUAUACCAAUUGUUAGUAUAGAUUAUUGGAAAGCAGUAAAAUCUGCUACACAAAAGGGUGAACCACUUCCUAAAACUGAUAAUUAUAUAUCAGAGAUAAGUGAACAAUACAUUUCCAAAGGAAUAGUUUCUCUUUAUCCAAAUGAUAAACGCAAGACAUUAUUUACAAACUUAAUAUUUAUAUUUUUUGAUUUAAAGCAAUAUGAGAUUUAUGAAACAAUGAUCAGAUUAGCAGGUGGAAAGUCAAUAGUACUUAAUUUGAAAAAUAAACCGACUCUCAAAUUGCAACAUAACUUCAUUUAUGUACAAUUUUCUAGUAGCGAUGAAACUCAAUUAACAGAAGAUGUUAUGCAAGAGUAUGAUCAUAUAUGUAAAACAUUGAAAAGUUUAAAGCACAGAAUUAUACCAGAAUCUGAAAUAUCACUUGCUAUUUUAUAUUGUUCUAUUGAACGUUACUGUAAUAUAAAAUAUAAUUUUGCAAAUAUUCUCACAAGACAAGAGAAGCUUAAUUAUAAUUUACCUGAAACUCUUGUUAUUGAUACGCAAGAUCAAGAACUUUUAACAAAAGAAAAUUCUGUAGGAGAAAAGAGAUCUUGUUAUAGAAAAGACAAAAAUUGUAUUGAGGAAUCAUUAAAAAUUGGUGAUCGUGUUAGUACACCAAGCAAUGUUGCUUCACAAAAGAUGUCAGAUAAUGAGAAAAAAUUAAUUACUUACAUAGAACCUACUACUUCUAAAAAUCCAUCUCUAGAGAUUAUUGAAUCUGAAGAAAGUGAUUCAAGUGAUAGUUCCAUCAUUGAAGUAAAAGUUGUAAAAAUUGUUAAAAAUAAACCAACAAAUAUGCAAGGUACAUCAAAAACAAAAGAAACACAAGAAACAAAAGUAAAAGAAAACUUAGCUACUAUCAAUUCAUCAAAUAUUAAAUGUUCACAAAAUAAUGAUAUUAAACAAAAUUCUAAUACAUCAAACAUAUCAAUACGUAAACGUCCACCUGGAAAAACAUUCCAAAAGGCACAUGUUAAAAUACCUAUUAAAAGAAUAAGACUUUAGAUCGUUACGAAGCAAAGUGGAAUUAGCGAAGAUCGUGGAGUAUACUAUAGUUUUUUAGAUAAACGAAGACUUUGUAAUAAUUACAUUUAUAUAUAAAUCCAAAGAAAAUUAGCUCUUUCCUGUUGAAAUCUGAGAUAUUUCUGCCAAAUAUGCUGGCAAGAAUAUUAGUCACAAACCUUAUUACUACUGUGUCUAUAUAGAUAUUAUACGUUGUGCAUAUGAAAUUUAAACCAAAGAUAAACCUUAAAUCCUUGAUCUGUAGAAUAAGGAUUUUCAGAUAGUAAUUGAUUGAAUUUGAGUCAUUCAUCAUGCCAAUGAAAGCAAUUACAAUUAAUGGAAUACUUAAAACUAUUCAAUGGGAAUGAGUUAAUAAUCAAAUAUUAAUUGGGUUUCAUUAAAAAGUAUUAAUUUUAUUUCA
Molecule: messenger RNA, 2935 nt
Organism: Vespula pensylvanica (western yellowjacket)
Lineage: Eukaryota; Metazoa; Arthropoda; Insecta; Hymenoptera; Vespidae
Gene: nbs
Product: nibrin
Exons: 9
Coding region: 976-2517 (513 amino acids)
Biological process (GO): mitotic G2 DNA damage checkpoint signaling; double-strand break repair via homologous recombination
Cellular component (GO): Mre11 complex
Molecular function (GO): protein binding; damaged DNA binding
Source: RefSeq, a predicted model, not a curated record